AUGCCUGGCGCAAGUUUCGAGAAAUCUGUCAAGGGGGCAACAAAGACUAAAAAUGCCGCCCCAAAGUCCAAAUAUAUCGAACACAUCCUUACCGCAACCUACAACGAGGCCGGCGUUGCUGAGAUCUUUCGAACCCUCCAGUUUCGCAUACGGGAUUCAACAUGGACCAUCGUGUACAAGGCCCUUAUCGUUGUUCACAUGAUGAUCCGCGAAGGUUCGGCCGGUGCCGCGUUGAAAUACCUUUCUCAGAAUCCAAAGAGAUUGGCCAUCACUAGUAUAUCCGAGUUCCAGGCGCAAGGAGCCAAUAUUUGGAGAUACUCCGAGUAUCUCGUUGCUCGGGCAAAUGCCUACGCGGAAACGAAAACGGAUUUCGUGCGGGGCGGACAGGGACGGCUAAAACGACUUGCCAUUAAUAAAGGUCUAUUGAGGGAAACGGAAAUUGUGCAGAAGCAAAUUCAUGCUCUGUUAAAAUGUGAUAUCUUAAUGGACGAGCCGGAGAAUGAAAUCAGUUUAACGGCAUUCCGAUUGCUGACAUUGGAUCUAUUAACACUUUAUUCUGUGAUGAAUGAGGGAACUAUUAAUGUUCUAGAGCACUAUUUUGAAAUGUCACGACCAGAUAGCGAACGUGCCUUAAAGAUAUACAAACGGUUCAGCGCUCAGACAGAGGAGGUCGUGAGAUUCUUGCGUAUCGCGCGUCAGUACGAAAGCGCAACACGCCUGGAAAUACCGAAUUUGAAACAUGCAUCGACCGAUUUGUCCAAACUUCUCGAAGAUGACCUUAAUGAUCCCGACUUUGACCAGCGACGACGUGAAUAUCGCUCCCAAAAGUUUGGAAGUAGCAGCGUCGAAAAGGAAAAGGGCCUUGUGAGAAGCAGAUCAGUAUCAGCGCCACAGAAACCCAAACCCACUGUUCAACCAGCAGUUCCACAAUCAGCAACUCCGAAGUUAGAGGUUAAGAUCUCAGGUCCAAAUCUUCUUGAUUUCUUCGAUGACGAGCCUCAGCCGCAGCAGCAGCAGUUGUCCAUGCCUCAACAAAGUCCCCAUCAACAGUUUAACCCCCAAAACUUGCAGUUCAAGCAACAACAGCAAUUCCAACAAACGGGCUUCCAACCACAGCCGAUCGGCUUCAACGUACAGCAAAACAACUUCCAACAGCAGCCGCAGCAGCAUUUCACUCCAGCAUCAGACUUUGGUCAACAACAGACGGGCUUUGUCGGUCAAUUUGAACAAUCAAAUUCCAACCCUUUCGGCCAAAACCAGCCGCAGCAGCAAUCACAAUCUCUCCAAUCACUCCAGCCAAACCACUCUGGCUCCGGAUUUGGCGGUUAUGCCCCCCAGCCACAGCAGCACACCUUCCAAACAAUUCUCUCCAGCAUCCCACAAAAGAGUGUUCCCUCCUUCCAGCAAACCAUGCUGACCGGCAGCCCCGCUGGAGGAAGCCGCCCCAACAACCCUUUCCGCCAAUCCAUGCUCCCCCCAUCCACUCCAGAAAACACCAGUCCCACAACCACGGACACUGCCUCUCUUCUAAAGCGCCAAUCCACCAACCCCUUCGCCAAGCGCAUGACAACUCAAAGCCCACAAUUCGCCAACGGGUUCCCCAAGUCCCUUCUCCUCGCAACCACCCACACAGCCAUUGCCACAAUUACCAUCACAACAAGAACAACAACUCCUACCCCUCCAACCCCAGCCAACAGGAACGAACCCCUUCUCACGACCGCAGACAGCACCAGACUCGCAACUACAAUUCUCGAACACGACGAGACUCACAGCAGCAUCCCUCCUCCCGAACCCGACAGUCAGCACUAA
Paracoccidioides brasiliensis Pb18 is the source of this 1809-nucleotide messenger RNA. RefSeq lists its product as uncharacterized. Gene Ontology annotation, biological process: clathrin-dependent endocytosis; clathrin coat assembly; vesicle budding from membrane. Bases 1 to 1809 code for a protein of 602 amino acids. Gene Ontology annotation, molecular function: 1-phosphatidylinositol binding; phosphatidylinositol-4,5-bisphosphate binding; clathrin heavy chain binding. The transcript is spliced from 5 exons. The record is from RefSeq and is a predicted model, not a curated record. Gene Ontology annotation, cellular component: clathrin-coated vesicle; clathrin-coated pit.